AUGGAACUCUUGAAGCGGUUGAGGAAGGCAACAGAUUGGCUGACCGCGCUGAAGGCACUCAUGGUGAUCCAUCAGCUCAUGAGGGACGCCGACACCUCAUGGCUUGAAGAGCUCCUCAAGAUUGACAUGGCAGUGCUGCAAGAGGGCAGAUCCAGCGGGCCAGCAACGCCGCCGCGGCGCGGCUCGCAGCAGCGGAUACGGAUACUGGACAUGGACAACUUCAUCGACACAACCAACAUCGAGGGUCGCUUUGAAUACAGCGAGUAUGUGCGCGCAUAUGGCAAGUAUCUGGACGAGCAGCUGGAGGAGCAAGAGCAGGGCGGUGAGCAGUCGCGCAUGCGGACGCUGGGCUCGGCGGAGUUGCUGCGGCAGCUGCCGGUGCUGCAGCGGCUGCUGGGUCGCCUUGUGGACUGCCGCCCCACUGGAGCUGCAUCCCUGGACCCUGUUGUCCAGGGGUCGCUGUUCUUCGUGCUGAAGGAGAGCUUCAAGAUCUACAAAGCCAUCAGCGAGGGGCUCAUCAACCUGGCGGACAAAUUCUUUGAGAUGGACUACCUGUCCGCCCAGAAGGGCAUUGAGAUCUACAAAGAGGCCAUCGUAUCCAGCGAGCGCCUGCAGACGUUCCAUCGGGAGGUAGAGCAAAUAGAGAGCAUAAAGAGGGUGGUCCAGUUCCCCAAGCUGGAGCCCCCGCCUGCAGAUUUCUUGGUGCAGAUGGAGAAUUACGCCCGCGAGGCCCCCAGAUGCCUGGAUGACGUCCAGUCCAAGAAGAGGAGCCCACCGCUGAGGAGAGGGAGCAAGGUGACAAACCCGCGCACACGAGCAGAUGCCAGCCAUGACCGCUUGAGCGCACGCUCUGCCGACCCGGGCAUGGCGGCGGACCCUGCAGCCAAGUCCAAGCCGCAGCUGGACCUGCUCAAUUUCGAGGACCUGUCCAUCGAUCCGGCCUCCUCCUCGCCCAUGCCUGCAGCCACUCCCAGCUCCAACGGCGCCCCUGGGGAGCAGCCCGACUACUUCUCCAGCCUGUCCGACGCGCCGACCUUCCCAUCGGCCAGCCCGUCACCGGCGGACCCCUUUGCACCCUCCACCUUCAGCAGCACCACCACUGACGGCCUGCGCUCCUCCGCAGCCUCCUCCAACGGCCAGGCCAACAUCUUUGCGCCCUCCCCGGCCGCCGCCGGCCGCGGCCCGAGCGCCAAUCCCUUCGGGCCGUCGGCGGGCAACGGCGGCGGUGGCGGCUUUGGCGGCAGCGCAUUCGCGCAGCCGGCCGCGAGUGACGGUUUUGGGAGCGCCGCGUCCUUCCAGCAGGUGCCCUCAGGAGCCGCCCCCAGUUUCUCAGGAGCUUCACCCAGCAGCUACACACCUGCGCCCACGCCCUCGGGCCCGGUUGAAUUUGGCGGCUUCGGCAACGGAGCGGGCGCUCUGUCACCGUUGGGACCUCCCAAAGCACUGCCUCAGAACCCUGCCCCUGUCCCAGGGGCGUUCAACAGGAAGGAGGCAUCGCUGCACGAUCCCUUUGCGGAGCUGACUGGGCUCAAGUCUGCGCCUCCCAAGGCAUCUCCCCCGCUCAAGAAGAAGCUUGCCAGUGGCACCGCCCCUGCGGCCCCAGCCCCUGCGCCCUCUGCCAGCACUGCUCAAGGGUCAGCGUUGCCAGCACAGGCUGCUGCACAACCGCCAGCGGCGAGUGCUGCUGCGAGCGGGAACUUGGGGGGCAGCUUUGAUGCAUUCCCUGCAGUAAACGGCGACCGGGGGCCUCCGUUACCUGUGCAGACAGACUUUAAGAGCUCCUUUGACCCUGAGCCAGCAUCCAAUGGGAGCCUGAUCUGA
Messenger RNA from Coccomyxa subellipsoidea C-169, 1821 nucleotides. RefSeq lists its product as hypothetical. The transcript is spliced from 12 exons. Gene Ontology annotation, molecular function: 1-phosphatidylinositol binding; clathrin heavy chain binding; phosphatidylinositol-4,5-bisphosphate binding. Lineage: Eukaryota; Viridiplantae; Chlorophyta; Trebouxiophyceae; Coccomyxaceae. Gene Ontology annotation, cellular component: clathrin-coated pit; clathrin-coated vesicle. The record is from RefSeq and is a predicted model, not a curated record. Bases 1 to 1821 code for a protein of 606 amino acids. Gene Ontology annotation, biological process: vesicle budding from membrane; clathrin coat assembly; clathrin-dependent endocytosis.